GUCGACGGCAAAGGAUGCGGCUGACCCAGUCCGGGCUCGUUGCGGCGUUUGCGUCUGCGAACAUCGACCUUGAAGCAGAAGACGGUGUCGUGGGACGGUGUCUCAACAUCUGUGCCCUCCAUGGCCUCUCUGCUGAUGAGCUGCUCAACUCGUGGGAUGCGUAUGUGUGCAAUCACCCGGAGGCCCAUGCCCUGACUCUGGACCACCUCGACAUUCUCGCCGCAGAGCUGCAGACAAAGGCCGACAGGGCUCAGUUCAAGGCCGCAUCCAAGCCCCAACAGGCCGACGACUAUGACAUCUCAAACAUAUCCGCUCUCCUUCCACCGCCGACCACCGACAUGUUUGCGGCGUACGACGUGCCGAACGAAGAGCUGAAGAAGACUGUCUGGGCUGACGCUCGCUCGCCGGUCAAGGCCAAGCCGGUCUCGCGGGUGGCGGCCAUGCGUGGGAAGGACGCCGGAGUGGCCCAGGGCGGCGAGGCUGGCCUGGCACCGGCUGGCUCGCCGUCGUCGCGCUACCGCAACAGGCAGAACGCAGGACAGGUUGUUGACGUGCUCAACCCGCGGGUGGCGCCCAAGGACUACCGGCUGGAGACGUCGGCGGCGCGAGUGACGCUCGCCCUGGAGCAAGAGUUCCACAACUUCCGCUACAUGUACGACAAGAUCGGCGGCAAGGUGACGAUGCUUGAGGAGCGGACGCGGGUGCUUGGCGACGAGCUGCUGGCCGACGCACAGCUGCCGGACCCGCUCUCGCUCGCCGUUCCGCGACAGGAGCCGUUUGUGGGCCUCGGCCGCGUCUGCUGCGACUCUGAGGGCAAGCUCAACGACAAGUCGGUCAUGCUCGAGGGCUCUGCCAAGCUCUGCUCGGGCUUCCGCGUUCCGCUCGACCUCUCGCACCUUCCCGAAUUCUCGCUCUUCCCAGGCCAGAUCAUCGGCGUCGAGGGCCUCAACCUGACCGGCGCCUCGAUGCUCGCCGGCCAGAUCUACACACCGCCGUCGGCGCCCAAGCCGACCACCGAGCGCGACACGCUCGCCAUCUACCACCACUACGGCGGCGAGCUAGUCGUCGGAACCAACGCCGACGGGUCCGACAAGACCCAGGAGUUUGAGUUUAUGGAGGGCAAGCCGCUGGCCAUCAUUGUCGCCGGCGGCCCGUAUACCACCUCAGACGGCCUCGACUUUGCCCCGCUCCGCGACUUGCUUGCCCGCAUCGUCGCCGAGGCGCCGGACGUGGCCAUUCUCAUGGGGCCCUUCCUCAACGAGGGGCACCCGGCGCUCGAGGACCCGAUGCUCGAGGCCACCUACGAGGAGCUCUUUGAGCAGCGUAUCGCCGCCGUCAUCAACGCCGAGAUGGAGGGCAUCGCCACCCGCUUUGUCCUCGUCCCCUCGCUCCGCGACAUCCAGCACGACCACGUCUUCCCGCAGCCGCCGCUGCCGGCAGACCUCGGUCUCGCGCCCACGGUUUCGCGGCUCUCCAACCCGUGCGUCUUUUCCAUCAACGAGAUGGUCGUUGCCGUCUCAACCAACGACGUCCUCAUGGCGCUCUCGUCCGAGGAGACCUUCCGCGUCCCGCAGGGCGCGCCGUCCGACCGCAUGACCCGCCUCGUCCGCCACAUCAUCUCGCAGCGUUCGUUCUACCCGGUCUUCCCGCCGCCGCCCGGCUCGCAGCUCGACUUUUCCCAGUCGCGCCUCCUCAAUCUCGGUGCCACUCCCGACAUUCUCAUCCUCGCCUCGGACCUCCGCUACUUUGUCAAGGACGUCGACGGCGCCGUCGUCGUUAACCCGGGCCGCCUCACCGUCGGCUCGGCCGGCGGCACCUUUGCCCGCCUCACCGUCCAUCCCAUGCCCGAAGACGACAUCGGCGAGGGCGAGGAGGAGAUCGAGCACAACGUCGCCGCCCGCUGCCGCGCAGAAAUCAUCCGCAUUUGAUCACUCGUGCUCCCUGCUACAGCGUAAACUCUCACUCACCUU
Thecamonas trahens ATCC 50062 is the source of this 1970-nucleotide messenger RNA. RefSeq names its product DNA polymerase alpha subunit B. Gene Ontology annotation, molecular function: DNA binding. Gene Ontology annotation, cellular component: alpha DNA polymerase:primase complex. Lineage: Eukaryota; Apusomonadida; Apusomonadidae. The transcript has 2 exons. Gene Ontology annotation, biological process: DNA replication initiation; DNA replication. The record is from RefSeq and is a predicted model, not a curated record. Bases 15 to 1928 code for a protein of 637 amino acids.